GGACGCCCCCGCGCGAGCACAGGGACCACAGUGACCUUGGCACCGUUAAGGUAACUACCGCAAGGGGAAAAUGGCUUCCAGCUUUAAGAAGUCAAACGUGGCCCCUGUUAGCCUGAAAAAGAAGUUGAGUCCUAAGCCUGAACUCACUGAAGAUCAGAAGCAAGAAGUCCGAGAAGCGUUUGACCUCUUCGAUGCAGACGGAAGUGGGACCAUCGACGUGAAGGAGCUGAAGGUGGCCUUAAGAGCGCUGGGCUUCGAACCUACGAAGGAAGAGAUGAAGAAGAUGAUCUCUGACAUAGACAAGGAAGGCACAGGGAAAAUCAGCUUCAAUGACUUCUUGGCCGUAAUGACGCAGAAGAUGGCUGAGAAGGAUACCAAAGAAGAAAUUUUGAAGGCUUUCAGGCUCUUUGAUGAUGAUGAAACCGGGAAGAUCUCUUUCAAAAACCUAAAGCGUGUGGCCAGUGAGUUGGGGGAAAACCUCACUGAUGAGGAGCUACAGGAAAUGAUAGACGAAGCUGAUCGGGAUGGAGACGGUGAAGUGAACGAGGAAGAGUUUCUUCGGGUCAUGAAAAAGACCAGCCUGUAUUAAAGUCAGCUUUUCCAGGAGGAUGUGUAGGGAAGUCGAGUGACUUGCUGGUUCCUGUCUCUGCUUUAUAAAACCUUGUGUUGGAGGACAGUAGUUAUUUUAUCUGCUCCCCUACCCCAAUUUGUCUAGAAACAUCUAUAUUAUCAAUCUCUGGCCUCAAGAGUUUCAAAGAUAAUAUUUUUAAAAUUUUCUGUCCUUAAAUCUAGCCUUCAAUAUCUAAAAAUAGAGGUUUGAUGAGUUUAUGACAAUCUUAAGUAUUAAAGAACAAGGCAUCCAUCUUUUUAAGUUGCUUUUUCCUAAUUUCUAAUAAAUUGUAAAAUGAAAAUG
This is a messenger RNA of Talpa occidentalis (Iberian mole), 913 nucleotides long. RefSeq names its product centrin-1. NCBI's taxonomy places the organism in Eukaryota, Metazoa, Chordata, Mammalia, Eulipotyphla, Talpidae. The record is from RefSeq and is a predicted model, not a curated record. The transcript has a single exon. Gene Ontology annotation, cellular component: centriole; centrosome. Gene Ontology annotation, biological process: nucleotide-excision repair; centriole replication; mitotic cell cycle. Gene Ontology annotation, molecular function: calcium ion binding. The coding region runs from base 71 to 589 and encodes 172 amino acids.